AUUGAGCCAAAAAUAUCAUCAUUGUUGAAUGCUGAAAUUGGAUGAAAUGGGAGUUUAGUUCCGCUGCGACUCCGAAUCCGCCACUUCCUAUCUAGCUAUAAAUACCGACAGAUGCGCCCCAUCCGGGACGACCAGACACGCGAGGCAUCAGCUGUCUGCCAUAAGUGCAGAUAUAUAUUUAGAAAAGUGGUGCGAGCUAUCCGAAGUAAGCCGGAGACUACUUUCGGAUGCUGCUCGCAUGCUAGCAGUGCAGAGAGCAGCGUCAUGGAAUGCAGAAGUGUUCCCAUUCUGCCAACCUAUGCAGAGUCCUGUGUCCACAGCAGUGACUCGAAGAAGGCAUCGCUCUGCCAAACGCUCUUUCCAAAUAAGACGCUCAGAGAGACCGAUCCGGCCAUCAUCCUAAUAACAUUAGCUGUUGUCGUUGGCUCCUUUUGCCUGCUUAGCGGAUUUAUCUUGCUGUGCGCGGUAUCCAAAUCCUGGCAGGACGAAACAUCUGAGGCCGUACUGCUAAUGGGCAUUGGCUUCCUCAUCACAUCUCUAGCCUGUGUCACAUGGAAGUUGACGAAUGCGCAGCGCUUGGCUCAGUUACAGGAAACCAUUUCGAUUUACUAAAAAAUAUAUGUGUUAUCUCUUAUGCUCUCGAUAAAUUCAUUCAUAUUUAUUAAAAAUGAA
Drosophila grimshawi is the source of this 672-nucleotide messenger RNA. RefSeq lists its product as uncharacterized. Lineage: Eukaryota; Metazoa; Arthropoda; Insecta; Diptera; Drosophilidae. The transcript has 4 exons. The record is from RefSeq and is a predicted model, not a curated record. The coding region runs from base 112 to 612 and encodes 166 amino acids.